Messenger RNA from Pseudoliparis swirei, 5801 nucleotides. It is a transcript of the gene slc12a9, whose product is annotated as solute carrier family 12 member 9. Gene Ontology annotation, biological process: cell volume homeostasis; potassium ion homeostasis; chloride ion homeostasis. Gene Ontology annotation, cellular component: membrane. Gene Ontology annotation, molecular function: potassium:chloride symporter activity. Lineage: Eukaryota; Metazoa; Chordata; Actinopteri; Perciformes; Liparidae. The transcript is spliced from 13 exons. The coding region runs from base 1740 to 4436 and encodes 898 amino acids. The record is from RefSeq and is a predicted model, not a curated record.
UUGGCUACCGAACAUUACAAAGGUGGACAUAUCCUUGGAUGUUGCCGUCUUGAUGGAGGCGCUGCGCGAGCGCGUCCCGCCGGGUGCGGUGCUUUAUGACAGCCGCGCGAUCACUUCCUGGAAGCGAGAGUCUCACAACGUAAACAGCAUUUACCCAGCGUGAAGCUGCUGGAUGGCGUGUCAUUUACCUAAUGUUUUGCCCCCCAAAAAAGACGUAAAGUUGUGAUGUCGCAGUUGCUCCACUCGCAUGCUACGCGAAUGUGACGAAAACAAUGUUUUAUUAUGAUGUUGGUAUCCGGCUUGAGGGCCUCUCGAGGUCUGCAUAGACAUGCGAGUCGCCACCGAGCAUCCUGCAGAGCACCGACUACAAGGGAAGUAGCAGAGUAACUGAUAUGGAUCCGUGCAUGACGGGACACAGUUCUCAUGGUCAGCAAACAACCUGCCUGCUCUCAACUCAUCUCCCCAUGUUGGGGUGGAGAGUAUGUUUCAUAAGACGUUUUUUACUCAACUUGUAAAUGUUGUGCAACUGUAAUAAAAACAGCCAAAUGCGUGUUUAAAAUGACUUUUAAUCAGCAAGAUACACUAGAAAUGCACCAGAAUGCACUGGAAACAUCUGUUAAAUUGUGCUGCACCUGUAAUUUUUUACAAGAGCGAAUUAAUAAUCCGUCCAUUAUUCUCUUGAUGUAUCAUAGAUGUCAUAAAUAUGCCAAAUCUGAGCAGCUGGAACCAGAGAGUUUAAAUUAUGAUUAUUUUGUUUGCAUUUUUGCUUUCAAAAUGAUCUGAUUAUGUUAUUAUACAAAAUAAGUGCUAAUUCAUUUUCUAUCCUGCCACUAACCGAUGCGUGGUGUAAUUGUUUCAGCUCCACGGAUAAAAUACUGUAAACAAAUCGUCGGUAGAAGAGAAUCAGUAACUGCCGUGAUCCAUUUUUAAUAAUAAGGAGAUCAAGUCCCAUCUUGUUUUGUUCACGUGACUCCUGUAUGACUUCAUAACUCAGAGGAGGGGAGUGUUGAGGCAACUCUGGCUACAGCGUCAGCGAUGAAAACUGCCUCCUUGAGGGAGAAAACCUGAACACAGAGGCACAGGCUCGGGCCGCAGACAAGCAGCUGUUAAUCAGGUGACUGUAAAUACAGAACUGACGUGUGAACCGCAGCAACCCGCAGACUCUCUGGUGGUGCUUGAUGUUUGCAAUAUGUUGUAGUAAAAGGAUGUAAGGAAGGGAAACUACUGCCUGUGGAAAAAGGUAACAGAAUAGAACAUUGUCAGGUGACUGUGUGGUAUACAAUCUGAACGUCUGUCUCAAAAGCCUCGCAACGAUUCAGAGUAAACCCUUGGUUGAUGUGGGGUGGAAGCAUUCAUGAGGCAGGACAUCUCAUGGGCUACUGAUCACAUGACGGUCUUCAUUCCUGUGUGUUUGAAGCGUGUUGCUGCACUUGAUUUGAAACGGAGAACAAUACGUUAACUAAACAAAGGCUGUACGCAAUAUGAAAUAACACAUCAGCAACACAAGGCUCAUGGGAGACAUUAGUCUGUGGAGCUGAAAGAACAAACUAAAGCAACCAAGAUUUCAGACUUCAACCCUUUUUUCCUUCCUACGAUGGUAGUUUGUCCCAAAGUAAAAAGUGUGUUAUUAUUGCCGUUCAGCUGUUGAUUCAAUACUGUAGUUGUACAUCUUUCUGUUUGAAACCCGUGUUCAUUCAUUUUGUUUUCGACAGACUCUUGCCAGGCCUCUCGCACCAAACAUGUCGAACGAACGCACCCCUCUGGUGCCCUCGGGGGUCUGUGGUCUGGCGGUGGCAUGCGGCGUGGAGUUGGACGCCACUGACCCAAGCAAAGACCCUCGAAAACUAAACACUUUUUUCGGGGUGAUGGUGCCCACCAUCCUCUCCAUGUUCAGCAUCGUGCUGUUCCUGAGAACCGGGUUUGUGGUUGGUCACGCGGGGCUGUUGCAGGGUCUUCUGAUGGUGACCGUAGCCUACACCAUUAUCUCUCUCACAAUACUUUCCAUCUGUGCCAUUUCCACCAACGGUGCUAUACAAGGGGGAGGAGCCUACUACAUGAUAAGUCGGUCCCUGGGCCCAGAGUUUGGAGGAAGCAUUGGUUUGAUGUUCUUCCUGGCCAAAGUGUUUGCGUGUGGAGAGUAUGUUCUUGGUCUUGUGGAGGCCUUACUUGAUGUGUUUGGUUCAGAUCCUGAGUCCUCUGUGUCCGAGGGGAUGCGUGUGCUUCCACAGGGCUACUGGUACUCGGUGCUCUACUCCUCCGUGGUCCUGCUGCUGUGUCUGCUCGUGUGUCUGGUGGGCGCCCACAUCUACUCCCGCACCGCCUUCGUCAUCCUGCUGGUGGUCACCGUAACCUUGCUGUCCAUCUUAGUCAGCUCCGUGCUCGUCAAACCUCGUGAUUUUGUCAUCGCCCACAAGGGGUCCGACAACCAGACCGCCCGCUACAACGCCAGCUACACGGGCUUCAACGCCACCACUCUGAGGAACAACCUGGGCUCUGGUUACUCUUUGGACUACAGCACCGACUCCGUCAUGUCUUUCGCCACCGUGUUCGCUGUCAUGUUCACCAGCUGCACCGGGAUUAUGGCCGGAGCCAACAUGUCAGGGGAGCUGAAGACUCCGAGUGUUUCCAUCCCCAAAGGCACCAUCGUCGCCGUCUUUUACACGUUCGCAGUCUACGUCCUCCUCUUCAUCCUGGUCAGCGCCACGUGUGACAGGACCCUGUUGAUUCAGGAUUAUGGGUUCCUCCAGAGGAUAAACAUCUGGUCGCCAUUGGUCACCGUGGGGAUAUUCUGCGCCGCUCUUUCAGCUGCGAUGUGCGCUAUGAUCGGAGCGUCCCGUAUCCUCCAUGCUCUGGCUCUGGAUCAGCUCUUUGGUUUGCCGUUAGCCCCAGCGACAAUCACAUCGAGCUCGGGGAAUCCGUGGGUGGCUGUGCUGUACACCUGGGCUUUGGCACAGUGUGUAGUGUUUGCAGGCCAGCUCAAUGCCGUGGCAGGUUUGGUGACUGUUUUCUACCUGCUUGCCUACGCUGCGGUUGACCUGGCCUGUUUGGCUCUUGAGUGGGCGUCGGCACCCAAUUUCAGACCAACCUUCCAGCUCUUCUCCUGGCACACCUGCCUGCUGGGCAUCCUGAGCUGUUUAGUGAUGAUGUUCGUCAUUAACCCCGUGUACUCCUCAGGCAGUAUCGUCCUCCUGCUAGUGCUGCUGCUUUUCCUUCACUACAGAGCACCCACCAGCAGCUGGGGCUAUGUCAGCCAGGCUCUAAUUUUCCAUCAGGUGCGUAAGUAUCUGUUGAUGCUGGAUGUGAGAAAAGACCACGUGAAGUUCUGGAGGCCGCAGAUGUUGUUGAUGGUGGCCAACCCUCGCUCCUCCUGUCAGCUCAUCCUGUUCAUCAACCAGCUGAAGAAGGGAGGACUCUACGUGUUGGGCCAUGUGCAGCUGGGGGAUCUUGACUCUCUGCCAACAGACCCGGUUCAGCAGCAGUACAACUUCUGGUUGAGCCUCGUCGAUAAACUCGGGGUGAAGGCCUUCGUGGACUUGACGCUGUCGCCCUCCGUCAGACAGGGAACACAGCACCUGCUGCGCAUCACAGGCCUCGGUGGCAUGAAGCCCAACACACUGAUUUUGGGUUUCUACGACGGCUGCACCCCCGAGGACUUCUUCCUCCAGGAUUCUGCGUUCUGCGACUCCUCACUUGGACAAGGGCGCGAGGGCGAAUAUAAUUUUGGGGUCGACUUGCCUUCGUUGCAGGCCCAUUUCCCACCAGUCCGACAUGUGGAGAACCCUCGCUGGCUGUCGCCGGAGGAGUACGUGGGGAUCAUUUCCGACGCCAUUAAAAUGAACAAGAACGUGUGCCUCGCCCGCUAUUUCUUCCAGUUGGAGGGCGAGGGGAAAGACAGCAAGGUGGACGGGUCGGAGCGGACGAUCGACGUGUGGCCCCUCAACCUGCUGCAGCCCGGCAGCCGGGACUACGAGGACGUGUGCAGCCUGUUCCUGCUGCAGAUGGCCUGCGUGCUCAACAUGUCCAACAAAUGGCGGCACGCAAGAAUGCGAAUCUUCCUGAACGUGGAGACGGAGUCCAGCGACCAGGGCUGGGUGGUGAACGAGGAGACGUUCCGAGAGCUGCUCGGGAAGCUGAGGAUCAGGGCGUCGAUAAAGAUCGUGCCCUGGGACUCCGUGGUGCAGCACCACGUGCCGCCGAGCGGGGAGCCCCAAGCGGAGCCGGCGCCGGCUCUCUCCGAGGAGUUCCUGUCCGCGGUGAACAGCAUGCUGGUGGAGCACAGCGCUCAGGCCGCCGUGCGCUUCCUGUACUUGCCGCGACCCGCCGCUCGGCGCGGCGCGGAGCAGCAGUACUUGGCUCGGGUGGAAGCGGUGACCAAUAGCUUGGGGCCGACGCUCCUGAUUCACGGGGUCACCCCAGUCACGUCCACUGAUCUGUGAGCAUGUGCGAGCGUUUCCCCCCGCUAGUAUUGUAGAAGCAGCAAAGUGUUAUCUGCUUGAGUUUCAACUCUGGUUGCGUGUAAAUAUUAACUAUGUUAAGUUACAAGUUUGUAGCAUCUGUUCUAAUAUGUUCACAUAAUGAAUCUUUCUAGUUUUACUCGAGCUUUUCCAAAGGAGCACAGCCACAGAUCACAGAGUGCAUUUUUAAAAUAAGCCACUUGAGGUUUACAGGGCUCUCAAGUGUCACGCAUUGAACGUGAGACUCACGCAUUUCGGUCUUAAGUCACGCACUCCCGCCACACAUCGUAUUUCUCACGCUGAAAAAAACUCUCGGCUAUUUAAUGUUUUAAUGUGCCGCAGCGCGCAAACAUGAGUUGGCCGCGCUGCCCUCACCGUGGAGGAAUCAAGCGAUCCCCUGGAGUUCUGCUGUGAGGAGACACUUAUCAGCCAAUCAAAAAAAAGAAAUGGGCUGCUGAUGGAAAUGUCACUCUUGCCUGUCUUCAAAACUUGAGAGCCCUGGGUUUAUGCACUUAAAUAGGUUAUUUUCCUAUUUACAUAUACUUGAACUGGCUUGGUGAUUGAGCCAAGAAAUGUGGGAGUACUAACUUUUUUGGUGUGAUUUAUGUUGACACAACCUCAUGUUUGGAUCAGCUUUACAUCUGUCUAUUCACUUGAGACUGAAAAAAGUCAAACUAGCUUAGUUUGGAGCAAUACGGGUUGUCUUUGACAUUUAAAACAAAUGUCUAAACUUAAUUUCAGGGAUGAAAUUAUACAUUUGUGUUAAAGGUAAAGACCUUUUUUGGCCCUGAUUCAGUUUCUAAAUUAUAUUUUGCAGCUUUCUUUUCCUACAUUCUCAGAUUUCUGCUGGACCAAAUAAUUCAAAGACCUUUAAAAAAAUAAAUAAUUCUGAGCUGAAUUGAGUUCUUAGUUUUGCAAACAUGUCUUAACGAAGGGAACCAUCUUCUACAUGUGACCUCAGAAUGAUGAACAGUAUGCGUUUACUUGAAAACUAUACUUGGAUUUUGUGCUCCAUGAUGCAGACUGUUAUUUAUUUAUAUAUAUCGUUACUCAUGAGAGGCAGUCUUAGAUAGGACCACGAACAAUGAUGAUUCAGACCUAGUCUGGGCUGAAACCAGAGCAAGUAGUUAUAUUUUGACAAAAGAAUUAAUCUACCCCAUUUACAGUACAAAGCACAGAAUGAAAUGUUACUGCUUUCUUGUCAAAGUUGCUUUUCUAGUGUUGCAGCACUUGCAUAGACCAUUUAACGAAUAGACAGUUACUUAAUCUAUUUGCAUGAACUUUUGCUCAAGGUCAUUACUGUAGAUGUACAUAUUAAACUGCUGUUUGUCACCGUUGUUAAUAUAU